CAAAAAGUAAGAAACCAUCGAUGACAAUAUAUCGAUAUUCGAGAGCAUUGUUUUAAUCGAAACAGCGUGUGCUUCCAUCUCUAUGACCAAGAGGUUGUGGAAUUAAGACAAGAAAGAAUAUUAUUAUACAGAUUUAUUACUUAUUUAGCCUACGGCUAGCUUGAAAAUCACUGAAUAACUUCGGUUUGGCGUUGUAAUUUGCUGACAACAAAGGAUUCGCCUAGAAGUUUUCUUAUCCUGAAAUCGUAUUACAAUGGGUUGCGAUGGCGGAACUAUUCCCCGGCGUGAUGAGCUGGUGCGCGUCAAGCAAAAGCCGGAACAGAAAGACAAGGAUGCGGAGCGGGAGUUCCGCUGGCGCCACUGCACGCUGACCCAGCAGCGCCUCCAGGAGCCGAUCGCCAUGUGCGGCAUGGGCAGGCUCUACUCCAAGCAGAGCGUCAUCGAGCGCCUCCUGGAGAAGGAACCGAUGCCGGAGACGGCGGCGCACGUGAAGAGCAUGAAGGACAUCCGCCAGCUGAAUCCCACGCCCAAUCCCGCCUUCUUGGAGGAGGACAAGUCCAAUGGGCUGCUGGACACGCGCCAUGCUCCGUACAUCUGCAAGCUGAUUGGGCUGGAGAUGUCCGGCAAGUUCCGAUUCGUGGCCCUGUGGAGCUGCGGCUGCGUGGUUUCCGAGCGGGCCCUAAAGCAGAUCAAGGGGAGCGCGGCCAGCACUUGUCCGCUGUGCCAGGCUCCCUACAGCGUCGAGGACGUGGUGGUGCUCAAUGGCAGCGACGAGGAUCUGGAGCUGAUGCGGGUCAAGAUGGAAAUGCGGGCAUCCAAGCGCAAGGCCUCCAAGAAGGAAAAGAAGGGGGCCAAGAAGGUGGAGGUCAAAGCUGAGCCCGAAGCGGAGGCCCAGGAGCCAGUGGCAUUGGAGAAGCCCACCAGCAGCUCGAAAGUGAAGGCGGUGGCCCCGAUCAAACGACUCGGCGCCGUGAAUGCCAUGCAGGAUCCCGAGAUGAAGCGACUCAAGAGCGACUUCAGUGUGGCCAAGGAUCCCAAGGCCAGCGACGUCUACAAAUCGCUGUUCACGUCCCACAAGACCGAGAAGGACCAGGAGCGCGCCCACUGGGUCACCUACAAUCCGUUCUACAAUUAGUCUAGCACCUAGAAAUAGUUUAAGUUUGCCGUGUCCCAUCAGUCACUUGGGGACUUGGCCGUAGCUUGAUCCUGUAAACCAGACACACAGUUCAAAAGAAAUACAGUCGACAAUGUAUCGUUCAGCCUA
Drosophila takahashii is the source of this 1264-nucleotide messenger RNA. Its product is annotated as replication termination factor 2. The record is from RefSeq and is a predicted model, not a curated record. Gene Ontology annotation, biological process: site-specific DNA replication termination at RTS1 barrier; mitotic DNA replication termination. Gene Ontology annotation, cellular component: nucleus. Lineage: Eukaryota; Metazoa; Arthropoda; Insecta; Diptera; Drosophilidae.